GCUAGAAAAAUCAGACUAUAAUUCUGAACAAAUCCUCAAAUGAAAUUGAUUUCGAUUGGAAAAAACUAAGUGGUUUUUUUAUUCUAUUAAAUAUGGAAACCAAGCAGCCGUUGAAAGAGAGCUCCACAAACCAAGUGGACGAGACUUCAGACGAAUGGAGUCUUGACAAUUUUGAAAUCGGAAGGCCACUUGGCAAAGGGAAAUUUGGAAAUGUGUACUUGGCCAGAGAAAUUAAGACCAAGUUCAUUGUAGCACUGAAAGUUUUGUUUAAGUCACAACUACAAAAGUGCCAUAUGGAACAUCAGUUGAGACGUGAAAUAGAGAUUCAGUCACAUUUGCGGCACCCCAAUGUUCUACAUAUGUAUGGAUAUUUCUAUGAUGAAACACGCAUAUAUCUCAUAUUGGAAUUCGCCGCGAAUGGAGAGAUGUAUAAGUUCUUAAAGCGCCAACCUCACGGUCGAUUUUCUGAACCACAAACGGCGAAUUACAUGGCUCAGUUGGCAGACGCUUUGAUGUACUGUCACGCACAAAAAGUUAUCCAUCGGGACAUCAAACCAGAAAAUCUUCUAUUGGGAAUUCAUGGAGAAAUUAAAAUCGCUGAUUUCGGUUGGUCUGUGCAUGCACCUUCGUCAAGACGUACAACCAUGUGCGGGACACUAGAUUAUCUAGCCCCCGAAAUGGUAGAAGGGCGUUCUCACGAUGAACACGUAGAUUUGUGGACUCUUGGUAUCCUGUGUUACGAAUUCUUGGUUGGCUCACCACCUUUUGAAGAGGAAAAACAAGAUCUUACUUACCGCCGUAUUUGCAAAGUUGACAUACGAUUUCCGGCCCAUCUUUCUGUGGGAGCGAAAGAUUUAAUUGCUAAAUUACUCAGACCAAAAGCAGAAGAUCGAAUCCCUCUUAAGAAGUUACUGGAACAUCCGUGGAUUGUAAUGCAUCUUUCAGAAGAAGUGCGGUCGAGAUUACCAUCCUUCCAAAAAGUGAAACCUGAGAAAGCAUAGCACAUAUGUCUUUCUUUUAUAUUCUGUGUUGACAACCACCUUUCUUAUAAAAUACCUAAUUCUUAAAUUUUCCUUAUCAAUCUCGCAAAAUAAAUGUUUAAACUU
This is a messenger RNA of Daphnia carinata, 1106 nucleotides long. RefSeq names its product aurora kinase-like. The record is from RefSeq and is a predicted model, not a curated record. Gene Ontology annotation, biological process: protein phosphorylation; mitotic spindle organization; regulation of cytokinesis. Gene Ontology annotation, molecular function: ATP binding; protein kinase activity. Lineage: Eukaryota; Metazoa; Arthropoda; Branchiopoda; Diplostraca; Daphniidae. The transcript is spliced from 7 exons. The coding region runs from base 93 to 1001 and encodes 302 amino acids. Gene Ontology annotation, cellular component: chromosome passenger complex; spindle pole centrosome; spindle microtubule.